AUUGACAAUAAAUUUUGAAACCGGAAAUUACUUUUCUGGAUCAGGUGUGUCCAAUAGAGACGGCGUGGAUAAAAUUUGCAUAUCAAAUAGGUGACAUGCCACAGUAGGUAAACUGACGAGAGGACAAUGUGCUAGGGAAAACACUGAUAUAUUGGAUUUUCUGUUGUUUCUUCUAGAUGAUUGGCACGAAAUCGGAUAUCAAAUCUGUAUAAUGGAAUAAGGAAAAUGUAAACGUGAAAUUAUUGUUGGAUUUGACUUCACAAUGUUGAAUAUUUGUGAGCCACAGUGCUGACAACUUUCAGCCAAGAAAAGUGGCAACUCAUUGGGUGCCACCAUAACAAACAGGAGUACGGAGCCGCUACCCCCAGGUCAGCCACUCCCGGGCGAUGCCACGGCUGGCAACAUGAUCAAGCAGGGAGUCGUACAGGAGAAAAUUUCCGACCUAACAACCAUGAACCAGCUGCCGCCCCUAAGCACACUUCCCCAGUGGUCACGAAUAAACACUCUGGAUCGGGGCCGCUACCCUAAACCUUUUGUCAAGGACAAAGUGACAGGGGGUCCUGAGGGACGGAAAGAAGGAGAAGAGGAGGAGCGUGAUGUUGACAUAUCUGAACUAAACCCCUCUCAGAGGAUACACCACCUCGAGAGGAGCAUCUUAUUUCUUCGUCAACAGCACCAAGAAAUCCUCAAGUCACUCCAUGAUGAGAUUGAGAUUCUCAAGAAGGAGAAUAAAGAUUUGCAUUUUAAAAUUGUGAUGUCCCAGAAACAGCAUCAGGAAAAACAAACUGCCAACAGUCAGCAUGAAAGUUCUAAAGAACGCUCCAGGAACGAAGGCAAUUCUCGUGCUCUCGAGAAAGAAUAUUCCUCCAAUUCUCUCAUCUCUCAAACUCUAGAAUUAAGUAGCUCCGCCGGCCGUUCCCGUGAGGAUCGGCUGGAUGAGCUCAAGAUCAUCUUUCUGGAGGAGGAGAUAAAGGAGCUGAAACACGCACUCCGUGACCUCAAAAACCGUAAUAGCUUCUUCUCACAGAGGUUGGAACAGGAAGAGGAACUCAAGAAAAAGCAACAGGCCAAGAUUGAGAGUCUACAGUACCAGGUAGCACAGGGAGGGGGCCCGAUGGCCGAGAAAAUCGCCGCUGGUAACCUCAACAUCUUCAGCAACCCAAACCGUCCACCGACCUUGACAGAGUGCGAGGUUGUCAUUCGACAUCUACAGUCCAUCAAUGAGCAGCAGACACAUGAGCUGGAUCGCCUAAAGUCAGACCUGCGUGACGUGUUGUACUCACACAAAUGGACGCCUGAUGCCUACCUACUUGCCAAGGCUUACAUUGCUGAAGAUGACGCCAAGGACAAGGAUGGAAAGGCACUUCCGAAACUUAAAAACCCUUCCAGGAAAUUACCAGAUAUUGCGUACAUCCAAAGAGACACUGUGAAUCUACCGGCACUAAAGCAGACAGUUAGUAACAAGGCCAUAGAGCGACGUAAACGUACCCAGAUUCUCCAGAAAGCUCGCUUACAUAAAGAAAUUCUACCCUAGUAUCCCAUAGUAGUUAGUAAGACGGUGAAAUACUGCAGCAUAGACAGGCCCGGACCCUGUGGAAGGCUCGCCAAUAAAUACAAAGGAAUUCCUAGUGUUGAUGAUGUAGACUAUCCGUACAAAUACAGAAUUUGUUGGAUGACAUGUUAAUUAUAACAAAAAUGUGAAGUUUUGCUAAAUGGAAACCUGGGUAACAUGAUUAAGCUGAUAAAUGAUUAGCUGAACGAGAGCAUGAACCCUGGAUUUGUAAAUUUGUAUGUGCAUGUAUCAUGUAUAUCAAACACUAGACAAUUUCUCAACAAUGUGUGCCUAUCUCUCACCUUACCGGGGAUAUCCUUUAUAUUACAACGUGAGAAAACUAUUUCAAAGAUAAUAUUGGAAACAUUUUACAAGUUCUCCUUGUCCUCUGAAACUUGGAGUAGGAGAAAUAGAUCUGUCGUGUUGUUGAAUAUGAAGAGAAGGGAGGUAACUCCCAUACAUGUUUUUUCUGACUGUUGCCAUGGUGUCCAUUGUGCCUCCCUGUGUUCCACCAUUCAACAUUGAUUAUCAUUAUCCAGGCCUAACUGUUCUACUGAAAUUCACUUAUUAUAUGCAAGGAAUCAAUUUUAAAUUAAAUUUCCGCCAAAUGAAUACACGUUGCAAAACAUUAUGUUGGUCGUCCAGCUUCAGAAUGAUCUGUAAUGAAAUAGUCUUAUGCAACAUUAUAUUAGGUCAUAGUCCCAUCAACAUUACAAUGGUUAAAAGCUUUGAUUGACUGUGGUAUUUCAUUUGGUCCAGAAGUUUGCUAAAUUUGAUACUUAUAGCGUAUUACCUGGUUUGUCCAAAAAUGAUUUCAAGCAAACAUGUGAAAUUACAAAUUUGCGUUUAAUGUAAUAUGAUACAUUAAAAUAUACGUAACUUUAAUAGAAUUCACCUCUUGAGGUCGAGCAUCGAGAUCUUAAAAGAUAAUUUUCCUUAUUUCGGAUAAACAAGUUUUAUUAUCAAAUUUUAUUAUUAUGCUCAGGAAUAAAUUCUUUCAAAACCAAAUUCGUGUGCAAAGAAUUUGUUGUUAGAUAUAUGUGAGAUUAAAUUUUGUAAAAUUAUGUACAUUUUUUAUACUUAAAAUGUUACAUGUCAGAUUGAAACAAAGAUGGAAUGGAAAAUUCUUUGUACAUUUCUAUUUGUUUAUCCGACAAUCUAGUUUUAAAGGAUCAAGUAGAAUUCCAUUCAGCACCCUAACAUAACACAUGUUCUAAGUGAUUUUCAGUAGAUAUUCAGUGUAUCAUUGACCAUACUAUACAAAAUGUAAGAAAUCUGUAGUGUUUGGAUAUGUAUGGUGAAUGUGACCAUAAAUGUAUGUAACAGUCAUUUUUCGUUAGAUAAUGCAUAGGCCAUACUUUAGAAUAAGAAAUCGGAAGUGUUAGGAUUUUUGUAUGGUGAAAUUUACAUAUUUGUAUAUUAAAGUAUUUUUUUGUAGAUGUCUGCUCAACUGAAAGUCUAUACCAAGUGUAAUUAGAGUCCUGUGAUCAGAUCCAUUCAGGUUGUGUAUCUUUUAAGUGUGUUCUCCUAUUUCUGAGUGUAGCUUUUCUGAUAGUGGAAUGGUUCUGAAAAAAUGUUCUGUCAGAGUAUUUUGCGCAGUAAGUGUACAAACUUGUAAAUAAACAAGUUAUGAUAUAACUUUUGACAAAGUUUCCAUCUUAUGUUAAGUGUUUCCUGGAUGUUAUAAGUAGGUGUUUUAGAAUGAAAUUGUUAUUCGUGAAAAUAAAUAUGUAUUUGAUGUUAUCAAAAUCUAGGAAGUAUGGGAUUGAAUAAGUUUGUAAUAGAUGAUAUGGAAAUAGUUUCAUAUUAAGUCCAAAAACAAAUCUACAGUUCUACCAAAGAAAAUUUCAAGCCAUCCAUCAAGCCCAUAUAUUUCAACUGUAAUAUAUUUCUGUAACAGCCUUCCCGAUCUACCAAUAAGCUCCCACAGGAAGUCGGAUUAGAUAGGGUUCACUGUAUGUAUAGUCGGAUUAGGUAGGGCUCACUGUAUACAGACAGUUAGCAUUAGGUAUGUUUAUAACCCUGAGAGGAGCAAAUCUCUAUACCAACAGUAGCUAAAUGGUGAGCAUUUAUGAUAAAGAAUAAUUACAGCAAACAGUCAGACGGAUUUAUGAUAAAUCUGCAUCUUUUUUCUUAUUUUAGCCGGCUUUUAGCUUUUAUGUCGUAUCUGCCAGCUCUUCAUGAUGUUCAAACAAUUUUUCCAAAAAUAAUAUUUUUUCUAAAUUUUAGUAUUUGUCACAUGUGCUUUAAUGCUUGUUUUAUAUUUAAAUGCAACAAAUAAUUUAUCAUAAAAAUUAAAAUGUCAAGAUGAAUUUUUACAUUUACUGUACUGUGAUUUAUCCUCAUUAAGCUCAGUCUCCCUAGUCCUAAUGAGUCAAAGUAUUGGAUAUUCUGGGAUUCGAUGUUACUACAUAUGUAGUUAAGGGUUAACCUCUAUAUUGAUGUGUCCAGUUUCUGUUAAUUUGUUUAACAAGGGAGGGGAGUCCACAGGCUUAUUAACAGGCAAGGGCUUAUUACUGGUAAAAUACUGGGAUACAUCCAAUCUGCGAUCUCGUACAUUUAAGAUGUGGUUUAAAUCUCAUAACGCAGUGUUAGUAAGGACAUUAUUAACUGGUUUUUGUAUGUCGUGUAAUCAUUCCUCCCUCGCGUGUGUGUGUAUCUAUAUUAUGUACUGGCAUUUCUAUGGAAAACAUGCUCACACAACAUAAUUAUAUGCAUACUGAUGAUAAUUACAAUGUGUUCUGUCUAUCUCAACUUUUUCCCCUUAAAUAGAAUGAAAAUCAAAUUAAAUGUAUUCAUAUCAA
Messenger RNA from Mizuhopecten yessoensis (Yesso scallop), 4356 nucleotides. Its product is annotated as coiled-coil domain-containing protein 74A-like. The transcript is spliced from 8 exons. Bases 404 to 1534 code for a protein of 376 amino acids. Lineage: Eukaryota; Metazoa; Mollusca; Bivalvia; Pectinida; Pectinidae. The record is from RefSeq and is a predicted model, not a curated record.